Messenger RNA from Centruroides sculpturatus (bark scorpion), 2403 nucleotides. RefSeq names its product collagen alpha-1(II) chain-like. The record is from RefSeq and is a predicted model, not a curated record. Gene Ontology annotation, cellular component: extracellular region. The transcript is spliced from 4 exons. Gene Ontology annotation, molecular function: chitin binding. Bases 82 to 2376 code for a protein of 764 amino acids. NCBI's taxonomy places the organism in Eukaryota, Metazoa, Arthropoda, Arachnida, Scorpiones, Buthidae.
AGUCACCCCCUCGCUUGAUUUUUCUAAACUUAUUUAAUUUCCUUUGGCUUCUAACACGUCCAAGACGUGUGAAAAAAAAAAAUGCCUUCUUUAAUGAGUUAUUUUGUUUUGUCAAUAAUUUUGGGAAUAUGUUCCCUUUAUAAAGCAGAGAAUUUUGAAGAUGCCCAAAAAGCUCAACCUGCGUAUUAUACUCCGGAUGAAACUUCUGCUAGGGAUUAUAGAAAUCGAGAUGGCUCUGAAGAAAAUGCUCUUCCUGAUUACUACAGAAACAAUUUCGACUGUUCUGUGCAUCGUUACUCUUAUGGAAUGUAUGCCGAUUUGGACUUUCAAUGCCAGGUUUAUCACGUCUGUCAUAACAACAGAAAAGAAUCUUUUCUUUGUCCCAGAGGAACCCUGUUUAAUCAACAGAUCCUUAGCUGCGAUCAUUGGUAUUCUGUAAAAUGUCAAGAUUCUCCAAAUUUUUACAAUGUAAACGAAUUGUUGGGAAAAUCUUCCAAUAAUACUUAUAAUGGGCUAGGUGGGCCUUAUUCUACAAGGAGAUUCCCUGCCCGUCCUUCUUACGGGCAGCAAGGAUAUGGAAGUUUGCAUUCUCAGAAUCAGUUAACUCCAUUUUCUGAAAGAGAUCAAGCGAAUAAUACACGUUAUGGAUCAGAUCAAAGAGGUAUAGUUGGAGAACAGGAUCGUUAUGGUCCCUCGACUGGAUAUGGUACACAAUCUGAAUUCGAUCGUCCUAGGCAAUAUGGUGAUAGUCAAAUAGGAUCAUCCAGACCAACAGGAUCACAAGAUUCAUUAUGGAAUAGGCAACAAACACAAUCACCAUUUGAUAAGCAACCACUUCCUACCGGAUCUCAAAGUUCAUUGUACAAUAGAAGGCAACCUCAACCAGGAUUUCGGGGAUCAUCUUUUGAUACUCAAAAGCCUUUAGCAGGUGUUAAAGGACCUCUUACUGACAGACCAAGGACACGGCCAGGAUCUCUUAAACCAGAAUAUUCUUACGGAAGACAAUUUCCUUCAACAGGCUCACAGCGUUAUCCCUUUAGUCAGCCCCAACCAGGAGAUCGUUUUUCGUCUGGAGGACGGCCAUCUGUAACAGGGUCCAGAGAUUCUCGUUUCGAUAAACCCGAAUUACGACCAGGAUCUUAUGAAUCAUCGUUCGAUAAUAUACAACCAGGAUCUGAAAGAUAUCCCGAUGGAAGACGACCUUUUACAACUGGAUCAACACAAUAUCCUGAUGGAAGACAACCCUUUUCAACUGGAUCUACACGAUCACCUUUUGGCAGACCAGAAUCAGGAUCUUUUGUUACAACAAAACCAGAAACAAGCAGAUACCCUUAUGGCAGACAACCCUCAUCUCAUACUACUUUGGGACCAUCAUAUGACAGAUCCAAAAUAGGAUCAGAACGUUAUCCUUCUGGAAGACAUACAUCUCAACCAGGUUCACGAGGAUCAGUUUUCGGUAGACCAGAUGUGAGACCAGCUUCUCCAGGUUCAUCAUUAGACGGAACACAACCAGGAUCAGGACGUUAUCCAUAUGGAAGACAACCAUUCGAACAACCUGAUAGAACACAUCCAGGAUCAGAUCAGUAUUCAUCUGGAAGAGAAUCUCCUGAAAUAGGUAAACCAUAUGGAAGACCAGGAUCACAACAACCUCCAUUUGAUAAUCGAUUAACAGGUAGACGAUAUCCCUACACUACUCAAAGGCCAGCAAUUGGAUCUGGAGGUUACGAUGUACAAAAACCUGUAGGCUUCGGAGGUUUACCAGGAAGAGUAAAUAUGGGUAGGCCGAAUCAGUUUUCGACAUAUCCAAGAGGACCCGGAUCACUGAAUUACAAUGAACCUUCCGAUUUCCAAAAUACUCGAUUUAACCAACAACCACGUGGAUUUUCUGGUUCCCGGUCUAACAAUCUUCAAUCAUCUAAUUAUGGAAGAGGAUCUCAGCCAUCGAGCUAUCCUCGGUCAAAUAUUUGGGCAUCUCCAAGUUGGAGAUACAACGAAUUCUCCUCGCAGACUUCAUCAGAAUGGGCUACUGAAUCUCCACUUGUAAAUACACCAAGAGAUGAUCUUCAAACAGCAUACAGACCCCCAGAUCGGUUAUCAAAUAACAAUUAUACCGCAACAUUUGGUAAUCACCAGAAGAGUAGCGAAUUGAAUGUUAAAGAUCGAUCUAUGCUUGGUCAGCCCUCUCAACAAGGUGAAAGCAGCUUACCUUCAUCUGAUGAAAAGGGUCUAAAACCAAUUCUUGUUUAUGAAAAUCAUGUACCAGUUGCAAUAACCAAAAAUUCGACAGGAAACGGUAACGCUGCUAAAGAAACAGUUAACGAAGAAGUACCAGCUUAUAAAUUAUACUACGUUAAAGAGGACCAGAUAAAAAAUUAAUAUAAAAUGUUUAAAAUGAGUUUUUAU